Molecule: messenger RNA, 1194 nt
Organism: Quercus robur (English oak)
Lineage: Eukaryota; Viridiplantae; Streptophyta; Magnoliopsida; Fagales; Fagaceae
Exons: 3
Coding region: 204-803 (199 amino acids)
Source: RefSeq, a predicted model, not a curated record
UAGAAAACAAAAUAUGGGAACUUAAGAAAUAAGUUGAAUUCCACAGCUUACUUCAGUUUCAGGAAAAAAAAGUUGGGACUUAGCAAACAAGUUUAUCUUUAUGGCUUAUAUCGGUCUUCAUCAUAUAUAAGAGAAGCAUGUAUUGUACUAAUAUUGAAGUGAUCAUUUGUUUGUAGUAGCAGUAGUAGAAGUUCAUAGGUAUUAUGGCCUACAUUCCUCCACACAAGCGUCACUCAUACGAAGCUGGUAGUAGUAGUGAUAGGCAUAAUGGACCCUCACCAAUCCCACAAUCGCUUGUUCCUCAAUUCAGGAGAAACCUUAAUUUGAGGUUGCCACCCAAACCCUUUUCACAAAGAAGUGGAAAGAUCGUUUAUAAGUAUGCAGAGCAGGCUAUUUCCACAUGGUUUCCCGUUGGUUUGGAUCACAAUCACCAGUUUCCAUCUUCUGUACAUGUUGACUCUGUUCCCUUGCAGCUUUUUGAGAGAACAACAGGAAUAAAUCCACUAGUUUUGUUCAACAACAACAACAACAACAAUCAUCCAGUUGAGCAAGUGAGGAGUCCAUGGGUGUAUAUAGCAGAAAAUGUUGUGUCAGACUUGCUUUCUUCCUUCGAAAAUGUCAAAAAUGAAAUCUUGGACUUGGAAGAUGUCAAGCCAAAGUUGGUUGCUAGAUUUGGAAAAAUUCUUUUUCAUGAGAGCCCUUCAAUCAGCGAAGAAACUACAAGAGUAGGUUUGGCUGCAGAAACUACAUUGAGUAAAUUGAGGAGAUCAUUUUACACAAAUAUUCCUAGUUCAUAUAUGUAAAACAUUAAGGGAGAAGUUGCCCAAAAGAUUAAAGUUGAUUUUGAAGAGGAGAAAGAUUUAUACCAUGUACAGGUAUUUCUUUUGCUGAAUACCUCUGCUUAUUAUAUUCACAAUUAUGCCUUUUGAUUUAGUUGGCCACUGACUUCCCCAAUUUACUUUCUCAUUUUGUAUAGUUGUCUGAUGCCACACUACCAGAUUCAACUAUUUCUUGCAAAUGCAGUGUGAUAAAAGAAGACAAAAGGCUUCAACUUUGUAAGGCAAGUUUUCUGCUUAAUAUUGAUGCACAUUGCAUUCAAAUCAUGCUUAGGUCUGAACUUGUUACCCAGGUUGCUGAUGAUUUGUUUUCUUCCUGUUUUAUUAAUUUUACGUGACAAAUAAAUCAAUUUAACAU